AAUAACAGCAAUGCCACAAUCCUUUUGGUCCAGAGCCUAUCGCGAUGGCGGGCAGUCGCGCACACUUAGACCUCUUCCUGCGUCUCUACUGGUAGCCCUCGCGUUUGUGACUCCGACGGUAUAUUUUUUUUUCCAACCAUCAGCAUCAUCAUCAACUUUCUUGUCUGGACAAUUACCUUCUUUCGGGCCCUCCUCAUUCCCUAAAUACGAGGGUUUAUCAUUGUCGCAGCCAGGCCUUCCUGUGCGCCAGGACAACUCAAGGAUUGCCGCAAUGCUCCGCGGCAACAGUGAGGUUUCCGGCCAAAAUGUCAGCGAUAUUCAAACUGUAUCACAUGGAAUGGAAAUGAAAUUUGCCAAAUCACUAGACGAACCUCGAACUCUGGUAAUAUAUGUAUACCACGAAUCGCAAGAAUGGUACCGGGAAAAUUUGCGGUUCUUCAUAAGAGUAGCGAUGCAAGAUAAUGACAACAACUCAACAGACUACCUUCUGGUUGUAAAUGGAAAUAGUGAUCUUCCUCUUCGUGGGUUAUUGGCCUCGACAUUGGCUCAAAGGGAGGGACGCGUGUGGGUGCUUCAACGAGCAAACACGUGCUACGACGGAGGCACCGUGGGAGAGGUGCUCCGGACUCACCCGCACCUGGCCGAAUCAUAUUUUUACUAUGUGCUGAUGAACAGCUCUGUCCGUGGGCCCUUCUUGCCGCGCU
This is a messenger RNA of Nannochloropsis gaditana CCMP526, 704 nucleotides long. RefSeq lists its product as uncharacterized. The annotation marks the transcript as partial. The transcript has a single exon. The record is from RefSeq and is a predicted model, not a curated record.